AUGAGCCGGUCAAGGCAUGUGGGCAAGAUCCGGAAACGUCUGGAAGAUGUCAAGAACCAGUGGAUCCGGCCAGCCAGAGCUGACUUUAGUGACAAUGAGAGUGCCCGGCUGGCCACAGAUGCUCUUCUGGAUGGGGGUCCAGAGGCUUACUGGCGCGCUCUCAGCCAGGAAGGAGAGGUGGACUUCCUGUCCUCGGUGGAGACCCAGUACAUCCAGGCUCAGGCCAAGGAGCCCCAGGAUCCUGCAGGAGGGGCUGAGUCAGGACCCAGAGGACUCGACUCCUGCUCCUUACAGUCGGGUACCUACUUCCCGGUGGCUUCGGAAGGCAGUGAACCGGCUCUGCUGCACACCUGGACCCUCGCUGAGAAGCCCUACAUGAAGGAAAAGUCCAGCGCCACUGUGUACUUCCAGAUGGAGAAACACAACAACAUCAGAGAUUUGGUCCGCCGCUGCAUCUCCCGGGCCAGCCAGGUCCUGGCCAUCCUGAUGGAUGUGUUCACGGAUGUUGAGAUCUUUUGUGACAUUCUAGAGGCAGCCAACAAGCGAGGGGUAUUCGUCUGUGUGCUUCUGGACCAGGGAGGUGUGAAGCUCUUCCAGGAGAUGUGUGACAAAGUCCAGAUCUCUGAUACUCAUCUCAAGAACAUUUCCAUCAGGAGUGUGGAAGGAGAGGUGUAUUGUGCCAAGUCAGGCAGGAAAUUUGCCGGCCAAAUCCAAGAGAAGUUCAUCAUCUCAGACUGGAGGUUUGUCUUAUCUGGUUCGUACAGCUUCUCUUGGCUCUGUGGACACGUUCACAGGAACAUUCUCUCCAAGUUCACGGGCCAGGCGGUGGAGCUUUUUGAUGAGGAGUUCCGACGCCUCUACGCCUCCUCCAAGCCCCUGAUGGGCCUCAAGUCCCCAAGGCUGGUCGCCCCGCUCCAGCCUCGCAAGGGCCCAGAAGCCCCCAAUGGCCACCUCAGCGGCAGCAGCGGCUCCGCCAGUGACCGUACCUCCUCCAACCCCUUCAGUAGCCUGUCGACCGGCAGCAAUGCCCACGACCGGAGUCUGUCCACGUCCUCAGGGCCGGGCAGUCCCCUGGCCGCCAUCCCACCCUUGGUUCCAAGGCUUCAGCCCUAUCACAGUCCCUGGAUAGCAGCGGCCUCUCAGGCCCUCUUGGUCCCUGUGAGGCCCCAUGAGGGAGCACCAGUUCCCUACAGCAGCCUUAUGGCCUACAGGCCCACUCGGCUGCAGCUGCAGCAGCUCGGCCUGGUGCCCAGGGUGACUCACACCUGGAGGCCUUUUCUACAGGCCUUGCCUCAUUUUUAA
Psammomys obesus (fat sand rat) is the source of this 1302-nucleotide messenger RNA. RefSeq names its product family with sequence similarity 83 member A (gene Sack1a). NCBI's taxonomy places the organism in Eukaryota, Metazoa, Chordata, Mammalia, Rodentia, Muridae. Gene Ontology annotation, biological process: epidermal growth factor receptor signaling pathway. The transcript is spliced from 4 exons. Bases 1 to 1302 code for a protein of 433 amino acids. The record is from RefSeq and is a predicted model, not a curated record.